AUGGAUGUCUCUCAGGCCGUCUCGGGCUACAUCUCCAAGAUGAUGUUGGCCUCUGGCGAUGCCUCAUCCUCGAAAAUGAAGGUCCUGUUGCUGGACAAAGAGACCAUUUCCAUCGUCUCAACGUCCAUCACGCAGUCCGCGUUGCUGGACUAUGAGAUCUACCUCAUCGACCGCCUGGACAAUGCUGCCCGUGAGAAGAUGCGCCAUCUUCGCUGUAUAUGCCUGGUGCGGCCCUCAUCGGAGACCAUCCAGCUGCUCAUAGACGAGCUCCGGGAGCCAAAGUAUGGAGAAUACUACCUAUUCUUCACCAACGUAGCGAAGAAGUCUGCACUCGAGCGCCUUGCCGAGGCAGACGAUCAUGAAGUUGUCAAGGUGGUGCAGGAGCAUUUCGCUGAUUACAUCGUCAUCAAUCCGGACCUGUUCAGCUUCAACAUGUCUCUUCCGCAGCAAAGGAUAUGGGCCGGCAGCCCCGACAAAUGGAACCCUGAUUCACUGCAACGCUGCUCCGAGGGUCUCAUAGCGGUUCUUCUCUCCUUGAAGAAGAAGCCAUUGAUCCGCUACGAAAAGAGCAGCUCUCUUGCUACAAAACUAGCCUCUGAAGUGCGCUACCUAAUGACAAAGGAAGACCAACUGUUUGAUUUCCGCAAAGUUGAUACGCCUCCCUUACUGCUUAUUUUGGAUCGCAGAGAGGAUCCGAUAACACCCCUGCUUACCCAGUGGACUUACCAAGCAAUGGUUCAUCAUCUGCUUGGCAUUAAAAAUGGCCGAGUCGACCUGAGUGAUGUUCCAGACAUUCGACCUGAACUGAAAGAGAUUGUGCUCUCUCAAGAUCAAGAUCCUUUUUUCAAGAAGAAUAUGUUUUUGAACUUUGGUGACUUGGGCGGAACCAUCAAGGAAUACGUUGAGCAGUACCAGUCCAAAACAAAGAAUAAUGCCAAUAUCGAAUCCAUUUCCGACAUGAAGCGGUUUAUCGAAGAGUAUCCAGAGUUUCGGAAGCUCUCAGGAAACGUGAGCAAGCACGUCACUCUCGUCUCCGAGCUCAGCCGCAGAGUUGCUGCGGAGAGCCUACUGGAAGUUAGUGAACUCGAGCAGAGCCUGGCUUGCAACGAUAACCAUGCCUCCGACCUAAAGGCCAUACAAAAAGUUAUUCAAAACCCUAAUGUACCGGCUGGGAGCAAAGUCGGGGUAGUAGCUCUAUAUGCCUUGCGCUACCAGAAGCACCCUUCAAGCGCACUCCCAAUGCUCAUGGACCUUCUCGUUGCGGCUGGCAACGUAUCUCCAAGACAGUCGGAUUUGGUCAAGAAGGUCUUGGCCUAUCACUCCUCAUUACAUACUUCGGAGUCUCGAGGUGGCAUCUCGGACAUAUUUGACUCAGCCGGCAUAUUUUCGGGCACGGCAAACCGCUUCAAAGGCCUCAAGGGCGUGGAAAACGUCUAUACACAACACAGCUCGCUGUUAGAAGGCACUUUACAGAACCUCAUCAAGGGUCGAUUAAAAGACCAGCAGUAUCCAUUCGUCGAAGACAGCGCCCCCACUAGAGAUAAGCCGCAAGACAUUAUCGUUUUCAUGGUGGGAGGCGUUACGUAUGAGGAGGCAAAAAUGAUUGCUGGAGUAAACGCUACCAUGCCUGGAGUGCGUGUGGUUCUUGGCGGCACAACAGUUCACAACACGACGACGUUUUUGGAGGAGGUUGAGGACGCGAUUGCUUUAUUGCGUCCACGAUCAUUUCACUGGCGACCAAUUCUUAGGCAUCGUCGGUUUGCCACAGUCACAGAUAACCACAGAGCCUUUGAUGUUGUCGUUAUAGGUGGUGGCCAUGCCGGUGCAGAGGCAUGUGCUGCUGCUGCGAGAGCCGGUGCGCGGACGGCCCUCGUUACGCCCAAGCUCGAUAAUCUGGGAACAUGCUCCUGCAACCCGAGCUUCGGAGGAAUCGGCAAGGGAACAAUCAUUCGAGAGAUUGAUGCUCUAGAUGGUUUGGCUGGGAGGAUCAUCGACAAGGCUGGUGUCCAAUUCCAUCUGCUGAACCGUAGAAAGGGACCGGCUGUGUGGGGUCCACGAGCGCAGAUCGAUCGAGACUUAUACAAGAAGUACAUGAGAAGCGAACUCGAAUCAUAUCCGAACUUGUCAAUUGUCCUCGAAAGCGUAUCGGAUAUCGUCUUAUCGGAGAGCAAAGGCUCUACUGAGGGAUCAAAAGGUGCUAUUGCUGGUGUCCGAUUAGAAAAUGGCGAAAUACUCCAAACUGGAAGAGUAGUCAUCACUACGGGAACAUUUCUGGGAGGCGAAAUACACAUUGGACUGGAGGCGUAUCCGGCAGGCCGCAUUGGAGAGGCGGCGACAACGGGCUUGAGCAAAUCACUGCGAGACGCUGGCUUCCAGCUGGGACGGUUGAAGACAGGAACCCCACCACGACUUGAUAAGUCAUCUAUCAACUUUGAUAUACUCCAACGCCAGUUUGGUGACGAUCCUCCAGCUCCCUUCAGCUACCUGAAUACAGAGGUGGCCGUUCGAGAUCAACUCACUUGCAGCAUUACGUUUACGAAUGACGCCUCGCACAAGAUUGUUCAAGACAACCUGGACAAAUCUAUUCACAUUCGAGAAACGGUCAAGGGACCGCGAUAUUGCCCCUCGCUAGAGUCAAAAGUCAUCCGAUUCGCAGACAAGGAACGUCACAUCGUAUGGCUUGAGCCAGAAGGCUUUGACAACCCAAUCAUAUACCCUAAUGGACUAUCCAUGACAAUACCCGCUGAAGCCCAAGAGCAAGUACUGCGCUCAAUACGAGGCCUGGAGGAAGUCAAGAUGCUCCAGCCUGGCUACGGAGUUGAAUACGACUAUGUUGACCCUCGAGGCUUGAAGUCUACCCUUGAAACAAAGGCGAUUGAUGGGCUUUAUCUAGCAGGACAGAUCAACGGCACAACAGGCUACGAAGAGGCUGCCGGCCAAGGAAUUAUUGCCGGCAUGAAUGCCGGACGAUCUGCUCUGGGCUUACCCGGCGCCUCACUAUCUAGAUCUGAUGGUUACAUUGGUAUCAUGAUUGACGAUUUAAUCACCAAGGGUGUUACAGAGCCCUACCGCAUGUUUACAUCUAGGAGCGAAUUUCGGAUGGCGGCUAGAGCGGAUAAUGCUGACCUUCGACUGACAGAAAAGGGACGGGAGUGGGGCGUCGUCUCUGAUCACAGAUGGAGCGUCUUCUCAGAUGAGAAGCAGCAGAUUCUAGAUCUCACAAAAUCGCUUGGUGCCGUAUCUCUGGCGCCAGAUGAGUGGAUGCAAGCAGGAUUCCAGGUGAAGAGGAGUUCUCAGCGCCGCACUGGCAUCGACAUGCUGAGGCUCUCCAACACCGGGGAGCGAGUCCAGCUUGACCAGCUCAGCUCAGUCGUGCCCGAGAUCCUCAACUACCCGCCGCGCAUUCGAGAGAGAGUCGUCAUUGAAGCGGCUUACGCCCCUUAUAUCAAGAUGCAGGCAGCCGAGCGCGGACAGUUUGUGAAUGACGAGAACAUCCGCCUCCCGCUAGACCUGGACUACGAUGGCAUCCCGGGCCUGGCCUUGUCAGAAAAGGAAGUUCUUAGGAGGACGCGGCCCGAGACCCUCGCGCAGGCUCGCCGUGCAGAAGGCGUAACCCCUUCCGGAUGCAUUCGAUUGCUUGCUUACAUUCGCCGCCAAGGCUCGUCAUCUACAGGGGCGGCGACGCUUCUUGGAUCUGAGAGAAGCCCAUUGGAAGCUCAGUUGCCAUGA
Messenger RNA from Trichoderma asperellum CBS 433.97, 3729 nucleotides. RefSeq lists its product as uncharacterized. Gene Ontology annotation, biological process: mitochondrial tRNA wobble uridine modification; tRNA methylation. NCBI's taxonomy places the organism in Eukaryota, Fungi, Ascomycota, Sordariomycetes, Hypocreales, Hypocreaceae. The record is from RefSeq and is a predicted model, not a curated record. Gene Ontology annotation, molecular function: flavin adenine dinucleotide binding. Gene Ontology annotation, cellular component: cytosol; mitochondrion.